Messenger RNA from Caenorhabditis bovis, 477 nucleotides. The record is from the annotation of a GenBank genome assembly. NCBI's taxonomy places the organism in Eukaryota, Metazoa, Nematoda, Chromadorea, Rhabditida, Rhabditidae.
AUGGCAUCAGGCGAGAAAAGGUCGAGCUUAUUGGGAGAAAAACGCGCGAGCGUCCAAAUGAAGACAAGUUUUUCAAAUGACGCUUAUAAGACACCGAUCAAGCAGAUUCUCACAGCUCCAUCACAGUCACAUUCUCGAAAAACUCCCUGUGGUCAGCUUUUCCUGUGUGCCAUGGGAGUGAUACUUAGCGUUGCAAUUUGCAUUUGGGCAGCCGCGUUCAGCCGUGAAACUGGAUGGCGGAAAGCGAUAUUCGUGUCCGCCGCAGCGUUCGUCGCACUUCUGUUCACAUUGCUCACAGUCAUGACGUUUAAGAGAGCCAAGAACCCGCCAGAGCCGGAGACAUUGCCUGACCUUUCGCAGAGAAGGUCAACAAUCGGAGCGCGAAUUAGUAAGCGCUCGAUCGCCGCUGGAAUGACCGGAGAUGAUAUUCCAACACAAGUUCUCGUUCAAGGCGCCCGAGGUUCAAUCAAUUCAUAA